Molecule: messenger RNA, 2734 nt
Organism: Acanthaster planci (crown-of-thorns starfish)
Lineage: Eukaryota; Metazoa; Echinodermata; Asteroidea; Valvatida; Acanthasteridae
Biological process (GO): NADPH regeneration
Cellular component (GO): cytoplasm
Molecular function (GO): nucleotide binding; oxidoreductase activity
Source: RefSeq, a predicted model, not a curated record
GCAUAUGUAUGUUAGGCAGGCCUACAUAUAAAUAGUGUGUUUACUUCAUACUGAGGCUUGGCAUGACUUUUCAAACUUCCAGUUCUACCAAAGUGAAGCCAAACUGAGCGUGCAUGUCCUUGGACCGAUCUAAAGCCACGUUGGUACGCACAUGUAACUAGCUCUAUAAAACUAAAGAUAUGGCCUCCCAGACUGACGUGAAGAAGAACAAACUGUCGUUUGCCAUCUUCGGCUUGGGCCGCGCCGGUACCAUCCACAUCGGCAACCUGGCCCUGAAUCCCCGCGCCGUGAUCCGGUACGUGGUCGAGGAGAGCCGAGAGCGGGCCGAGCAGGUCUUGAGCCAGGGACACCUGCAAGUGGCCAUCGACGAGUGCUGCGAGGUGAUCACCGCCGCCGAAUCCGAGAGGGUCUACCAGGACAAGAGUGUCGAUGCCGUCAUCGUAUGCACCUUCACACACACGCAUGAAGACAUUGUCAAGAAAGCGCUGUUGGCAGGUAAAUCUGUCUUUUGCGAGAAGCCCAUCGCAAGAGAGCUCAGUGCCACCAAGUCAUGCUAUGAUCUAGCCGAGGAACGUGGCAAGAUGCUCUACUGUGCUUUCAACAGGCGCUACGAUCCUUCAAUUCGACACUUGCAGCAGCGCAUCCGAAAUGGUGAAGUAGGGCAAGUCCAGUGCAUCAAGACGUGCUCGAGAGACAGUCCAUUCCCAAGUCUAGCCUACUUUAAGAUGUCAGGUGGUAUUUUCCACGAUUGCGGCGUUCACGACAUUGAUGUCGUCUGCUGGAUCCUGGGCCAGUACCCGGACGUGGUGUACACCCAGGCACAUCUUUUCCACCAAGAGCUGGCCGAGAUGGACGACGUGGAUCAGGUGGCCAUCACCAUGAAGUUCCCCAGCGGAACCAUCGCCACCAUCGACCUGAACCGGGAAUCCAGCUAUGGAUACGACCAACGCAUUGAGGUUUUUGGUUCCGCUGGAAUGUUGCAGACUCGCAACGUCAGCCAUCAAUUCAACUUAGUUGGCCAUCUUGGCAAACAGGGCUCCUCUACGGAGCCAAUCGCUCACUCCUUCCCCCAGCGCUACGCUGAGGCCUACGCCAACGAGCUGGACUACUUCAUCGAUUAUGAACUAGGUCUGGACACCCAUGUCGAAGUCUCUCGGACAGAAACCGUCAUGGCAACGAUCAUUGCUGAGGCCUGCGAACAGUCCUACCGCAAGGGGGUCCCUAUUCAUAUAAAAGACGUGAUGUAAAUAGCCUUGGUGUACUCAGACGUUGUGUCCGAGAUGCUAGCGAGUGCACAGCUGACCUGUCUCAAAUUUGUCAUGUCUCUUCAUGAAAACGAGAACAUUCAGAUAGGUGUUGCAGUCAGUAUAGCUUCACAGCAACUGAACCAGGUUGUAAAAACCAACUACAUAUUUCCUAUGUAAAAUUGGAUGAUUUUUCACUUGAGAACGAACAUAGCAGAUAUAUGUACGUGAACCGCAGCAGUACAAGGGUGAUUUGAAUCAAACUUGCAAUGUCAAUAUUUGUUUGCAGACAGAAAUAAGAUAAGGUUUUAGAACUUAAGUACGUGGUACUUGGGAAUUUGUACUGGUUCGCAGAGGGUUGGUGCUGGCAAAUUUUAAAAAGUAGGCAGAGUUUUUACUAAACUACUGUGCAUUUUUCCCGGCACUUGCCUUUUGUUAUGCAGUGCCAAAUACAACUAUUGUCUAUUACUCAGGGUUAUGACCGAGGUUUGUAAAUAUUCACCAUUGUGGUGACAAAUGGCUGGAACCUUGUUCCUGGUUUUGGGAAUUUUAAUGCUCACUUGACAUCAAACCAAGAGCAUCUCUUCUGUUUGUUUGGUCAAUCUGUGACUUUUUUGCACUUAAUUGUGCCUUAACCAAUGGGAGACUUUGAGACGCUUGGUGGCGACAAACAGACCGGUCUUUAUUACUAGUUCCGAGGAUGCGUGCGUAGUUCUGAGCAUGUGCAGUACCUUGAAAAAGGACCAGUGUGUUGGCUGCUGCCAUCAUCUCAAAAGUCUCCCGUUGGUAGACUGGUUUAGCAAGCAGUAACAAGUGCACUGUUCUUCAAUACCAGAAAGCUCAUUUCAGGAAUUUUAUGCCUUCGUGCAAUGGAACUUUGGGCACUCUUCAGUUUAACAGAAUUUUAAUGAAGUUUUUAAAAAUCUGGAUUACCUCUAGUCUGGGGUAAUGAGUGUGUGAUAUCAGUAUUUUAUGUGGCGUUGCACUGCAAACCUCGGGGCUAUUGGUGUGCUAACUGCAGAGACUAGUCAUCCGUAACUAUUCAGGAGAAAAUUCAAGUUGACUCCCAUUAAAUCCCAUUGGAUUUUUCAAUGGGACCCAAUAGGACUCAACUGGAUACAAUAGGACCGAAUGGGAUCCCAUUGGUUUCAAUGGGGCAUAUUCACAAAGUUUCAUUUAAAUAUAUAUUUGAUUGUUUAAAAAUGUAGUAUUGAAAUAAGCAUUUUUUGCAUGUAAUGCAUAAUGCUUAGAAGAUAAUUAUAAAAAAGGAAUUCACCAUUAAUUUUCUAAUAGCUGAUAUUACCUAAUUAUGUGGACAUAAUUACAUCCAUUUUGAACAGAAACCAUAUUUACAUAUGUUUAUUGUACGCUGACUCAAUAUAACAUUAGGAGUUUUCGUAUAUAUUUACUAGAUGGACAUGAGCUAAAUGUUUCUUACUUGUUCCAGAGAGGUAUACAAUAGUUAAAUAAAUACACGCAUUAUAUGUCAA